Molecule: messenger RNA, 864 nt
Organism: Gopherus flavomarginatus (Mexican gopher tortoise)
Lineage: Eukaryota; Metazoa; Chordata; Testudines; Testudinidae
Product: olfactory receptor 51G2-like
Exons: 1
Coding region: 1-864 (287 amino acids)
Biological process (GO): G protein-coupled receptor signaling pathway
Cellular component (GO): membrane
Molecular function (GO): olfactory receptor activity
Source: RefSeq, a predicted model, not a curated record
AUGUCAGCUGUCAAUGACACCAAAUUCACACCUGCAGUCUUCCUUCUCACUGGGAUACCUGGGCAGGAAGACAUCCAUCUCUGGUUCUCUGUCCUCUUCUGCUUCAUGUAUGCUAUUUCCAUAGUAGGAAAUUCAGUCAUUCUGUUCAUUAAAAAAACAGAUCCAAUCCUCCAUGAGCCCAUGUACAUUUUCCUUUCCAUGUUGGCCAUCACAGACCUUGGCUUAUUGAUAGCCACCAUGCCAACGAUAUUGGGCCUAUUCUUGUUUAAUUCUAGAGAGAUCAGCCUUGAUGCUUGUUUUGCCCAGAUGUUCUUCAUCCACUCUCUGCAAAUCAUUGAAUCUUCUUUGCUCUUGUUGAUGGCAUUUGACUGCUUCCUCGCAAUCUGUAACAUGCUGAGAUAUGCCUCCAUCUUAAUCCUGCCAAGAAUAGCCAAGAUGGGACUGGUGUUUGUGCUAAGAGCAGUGGCAGUAAUAUUUCAACUCCCCUUUCUCCUGAAACGGUUCCGAUUCUUUUCAGCCAAUAUCCUUUCCCAUUCCUACUGCCUGCACCAGGACGUCAUGAAGCUGGUUUGUUCGGACAUCACAGUCAACAACAUCUAUGGCUUGUUUCUUACAGUCAUAACGGUGGGGUUGGACUCACUGUUCAUUUUCCUCUUUUAUGUGAUGAUCCUCAAAGCAGUGCUGAGCAUCACCUCCCCCACAACAUGCUUUAGGGCCCUGAACACCUGCCUCUCCCACCUCUGCGCCGUCCUGCUCCUCUGCAUGCCAGAGUUCAGUCUGUCUGUCAUGCACAGAUUCUGGAAGAGCUCUUCUCCUUGCUUCAAAUUAUCCUGGGCUACAUCUACUUGCUGGUUCCUCCUUUAA